AUGAAUCGUCCAUUUCGCCCUCAUCCAGGGCAACAGGGAGCUCCGCCUCGGGCAGCGCGGCUGCAUGUCGAGACCAUCGAAGAUAAGACUCUCAGAACCAGAUUCGUUUACAACAACAAAUGCGCCGUGUCCCCCGAAGACUUCCCUCCCAACCGAGAUGGCUCUGAUCAUCACAUCCUCAUCCGUGGCGGCCAACCUGUUGGCGAAUACGUCGUCACUGCCACGCCCAUUCCAGGCUUCCCGAGAGGCGGUAUCAGUCUCACCGACGCCCAGCGAACAUGGGCCGGCAUCACCAUGAGGGACGAAUUCAUCGGCGAGAUCUACAAUCCAUUCAGCGCUCGUUCCGAUGCAUACCUUGGCACUGUCGAACUUUCGAUCACUUUCAGAACCCAAAGCAAGAAGACAGACGUUCCCUACGAUGAGGAUGAGCUCUCCAAGCUCUUCAUUGACUCGUACCAGAACCAAGUGCUUGCUCCUGGGCAGCGCAUGCUUAUGGACCACCGCAACAUUCCACUUCUCGUCAUUGUCGAGUCCGUGGUUCUCACGGGGUUGGACACGUCUUCAGAAGCGGAACAGAAGAACCAGGACCCCAAUGCUAGAGGUAUCCUGAUUCCCCAGAGCAAGGUGUUCUUCCACGCCAAAACAGGAGAUGGCUUCAAACUCAAACCUUCGGUGAACAAGCCCAACGCCAGCGCCAUCUUCGCUCCCAGUUUCAAGUUUGAUGAUCUUGGAAUUGGUGGUUUGGACACUCAGAUUUCCACCAUUUUCCGCCGUGUUUUUGCGUCUCGUAUUUUCCCUCCUGGUAUAGUCGCCAAGAUGGGCAUUGAUCACGUCAAGGGACUUCUACUUUAUGGUCCCCCAGGAACGGGUAAAACCCUGAUUGCCCGACAGUUGGGCAAAACUCUAAACGCUCACGAACCUAAGAUCGUCAACGGUCCCGAAGUGCUAAACAAGUUUGUGGGUCAGUCCGAGGAGAACAUCAGAAAGUUAUUUGCAGAUGCAGAGAAGGAGUAUAAGCAAAAGGGAGACGAGAGUGGCCUUCACAUCAUCAUCUUUGACGAGCUUGAUGCUGUUUGUAAGCAGCGAGGUUCCGGAUCUGGUGGCGGCACAGGCGUUGGUGAUACUGUUGUCAACCAGCUCCUUGCCAAGCUCGAUGGUGUGGACAAACUUAACAAUAUCCUUUUGAUCGGCAUGACCAAUCGAAAGGACAUGAUCGAUGAGGCUCUGCUACGACCUGGUCGUCUAGAAGUCCAGCUAGAGAUCUCUCUGCCUGAUGAAGAGGGUCGAUUUGGUAUCAUCAAGAUUCACACCUCCAAAUUUGUCAAGAACGACAUCUUGGACCACGAUGUCGACUUGGCUGAGCUUGCUCGCCUUACCAAGAAUUACUCUGGUGCUGAAAUUGCUGGUCUGGUCAAGGCAGCGGCAGCCAGUGCAUUCUCUCGCCACACUGAUGCCAACCAGAUCACUGUUACAAAGGAUAUCGAGCACAUGAAAGUCAAGUGGAGCGAUUUCCUACUGGCUCUCAGUGAGGUCCGGCCAGCAUACGGUGCCUCCGAUACGGAUUUGGAGGCGGUUCUCCAUUCUGAGAUUAUCCAUUAUUCGCCUGACAUCCAAAACAUAUUGAACGACGUGCUUGGUGUUUCUCACAUGGUCCAGGAGCAUCCUAAACAUCACAAAUCCUCGAUCAUUUUUCACGGCGCGCAGGGUAGCGGCAAAACAGCCCUCGCUGCACACAUCGCAAAGCUUUCAGACAUCCCUUUCAUCCGGAUCAUCACGCCCCACAAGCUUCUCGAGUAUCGCGAUGACAUAGCCAAGUCGGAGUUUAUCACGAAGACCUUCAACGAUGCGCAGAAAUCGGCCGUCAGUCUUCUGAUCUUGGACAGCAUCGAAAAGCUGAUUGGAUGGAACCCCAUCGGGCCUCGAUUCUCGGCAACAAUAGCCAAUACAAUAUCUGCUUUGGUCGCCAAAGACGCUGUUCAGGGCCACCGCCUCCUUAUCUUUGCAACGACUUCUAAACUCAGUAUUCUCGAGGAGCUCGAGCUAUCCAAGGACUUCUCGCGGGAUGUUUACGUGCCUACAGUAUCGAGCCUCCGUGAAUUGAAGACAGUCCUGCAAUCAAGGGGCGGCGUUGCGGCUGGAAGCGCCGACCAAACCCUCGCUCGUAUCUAUGAGCAUGCUGGAGGGGACCAAGUUGGUGUCGGCAUUAAGCCAAUCAUGGAAUUCAUCGCGGAGGCUGAGAUGAGCGAAGACAGUGAUCUCUUUGUCAAUAAAUUCUCGAGCUCGGUGGUGAAGAGGAUACAGAGCCAACGGAUUCGGUAG
Molecule: messenger RNA, 2319 nt
Organism: Fusarium tjaetaba
Lineage: Eukaryota; Fungi; Ascomycota; Sordariomycetes; Hypocreales; Nectriaceae
Product: vesicle-fusing ATPase
Exons: 3
Coding region: 1-2319 (772 amino acids)
Biological process (GO): intra-Golgi vesicle-mediated transport; Golgi to plasma membrane protein transport; SNARE complex disassembly
Cellular component (GO): Golgi stack
Molecular function (GO): ATP hydrolysis activity; ATP binding
Source: RefSeq, a predicted model, not a curated record